This is a messenger RNA of Nothobranchius furzeri (turquoise killifish), 3106 nucleotides long. RefSeq names its product RIC3 acetylcholine receptor chaperone a (gene ric3a). Gene Ontology annotation, cellular component: neuron projection; neuronal cell body; intracellular membrane-bounded organelle. Lineage: Eukaryota; Metazoa; Chordata; Actinopteri; Cyprinodontiformes; Nothobranchiidae. Gene Ontology annotation, biological process: protein localization to cell surface; synaptic transmission, cholinergic. The record is from RefSeq and is a predicted model, not a curated record.
AGCAACAUUGGUGAAAUAAAUAUUUUAAAUGGAAGUAAAAAGAAUUACUAAUCCAUCGAGUGAUUAGAAACUUUACCAUCUUGAGUGCAGUCCAGCUAAUUAAAAACAAAAAUGAGUGUAUUUAUCUAAAAAUCACAGCUCACACGGGUAAUGCUGAUGUGAUUCUGGAGGUCCACGUCUUUAUGACACCAUCACUCCGGGUGUUGUAAAAAUUAUUCUAGAGGAAGAAAAAUCUAUAUACAAACAAACAAAAAAAAAAAAAAAGAAAUUGAUUCAAACUCGGUGGUGAUAUCAUGACUUACUUGACUGUAGAGCUGGUGAUCUCCCAUGGUCUCAUACCAGAGUCUGCAGUGCCCUCUGCUGCUCUCUGGUAUCAAAUACAAACAGAAGAGUCAGCAGGUCAAAUGAUGCAUUCAAGACCCCACUGCUGUUACCCAAUCUGCAUGUUCAAAAGUUUCCUCUUGGAUUGCUUAUUUAAAUCAUAAAAAAAAUAAUAAAAAAAUCUAUUUUACUGCAUCUUUUCCUGUCAUAGCUCCUCAUGGGAACCCAAGCCCUGCACGUUUUAGGUGUUUCCCUGCUCCAAUCUUAAGUGACACAUGUUAAUUCUGCAGAACAUGAGGAUGAGCUAAAAAGGAAGGAAGGAAAUCCUCAUAAAACAGCUUUGUUUGGCAUCAUCCAACGGGUUAUUUAACCUCAUAUGACAGUGAGACGUAACAGGGUUUAGACAUAAAAUAAUGGUGAUGAUCUAAUUUGUGACUGAAGCUCGAGUAAAGUUCUAAACAGGCUUUUGGGUUCUCACAAAUUAAACGUUUUGUGCAUCAUUUAUUAUCUGAUUCUGAUUUUUAUAAAACCGGCCCACAAUUGUGAUAAACAGCGCCACGUCCAUCUAGUCCGAAUUUUUAUUUCUUUUUGCUGUUUUUUUGACAACUAACGAAAGACCCCGUUAGCAAAAAUUUUCUCUAAAACUACAAAUAGAUUACUUACAUAAGCACAGACUUUUUAAACAGUAGAUACGCAAAAACAAAGUACUAAAAUGAGCAGCCAACAGGGAUUUACAGCCCAUAUUUCCAACGGCACUCAAAUGCAGCGGGGCCUAAUCUGUUUUAAUCUGGGCAUAAACGUCGUCACUAGAGCACUGACAUCUGUAGAGACUAGCUUUUUCUGGUCAAGUGAAAUUAACAGAGGAAGUCCAUCAUUUUCUCAGACAAGAUGGCUAUAACAACAUGCCAGAAGGUUACGCUGAUAUCGUGCUCUGUUCUCUGCGUCUCUCUCUUCCUGCCUGGUAUGCUUUUGCCCAGAAGGAGGAAAGAAAAGGGCCAGCCUGAGGUUGGACCGGGGUUCUAUUCUUCUGUAAAGCAUCAGCUCCCAGUUCCAGAUGACCCAGACCAGUGGGAUGUGGAUUCGUCUCCUUCCCUGUCACACACUGUUGAGGCCAUGGCCAAAGUGAUGAGCAUCCAACGAGGCAAAAAAUACAACCUGAUGGCUCAAGUGAUUCCCAUCUACAGCUUUGGGAUCCUGCUUUACAUCCUGUAUAUUAUCCAUAAGCUGACAAACAAGAGCAAGAUAAAUAAACCAGGACUCUACACUACAGUGAAAAUGACCAGUAUGAGGAACACAGCCACUACAGAUUAUGAGCUCGCCAGGCUUCAACAGCAGCUUCUGCAAGCAGAAAUGAUGAUGGAGAGGAUCGUCUCAGAGAGGAGCAACUGUUCCUCGAGGAAGCGGAAAAAUAAAACCUCAGCUUCAAAGAAGGAAGAGAAGCUCCUGAGGCAGCUGAGGCAGAUAUCACUGCUGAUGCAGGAGGGCCGGUUGGAGGGAGCAUCCCCGGAGAUGGAGGCUGAGGAGGUCCCCUACAGUGCAGACUGGGAAGGAUACCCAGAGGAAACGUACCCACAAUACGAUGAUCACCGCGGUAACAGGCGGGAGUUUAGAACAUUCAGGCCAGAGGAUGCUCCCAGUCAACCCACUGCCGAGGCCCUCGCAGAGAGGAUGGAACAAGAAGAGGAGGAGAUUGUGGCAAGGAAACUCUCUAUAGUGCACGAGGAAGAGGAGGAUGAAGUGGACAAAGAGGAAGAAGAGGAAGUGAAUGGAGAAGAGGAAGAAGAUGAGGAAACUGAAGUGGAGGAAAGUGUAGAAGAAGAGGAGGAAGCAGAGCAGAAGCAGCUGCUUCCUCCUAUUCGACCUACUGUCAACAGGAAGCAGGAAAGAGUUGGGUUGGAGGUAAGCACAGAGUUACAACAUCACAGCGGACGGAAGAAGCAAAUCAGUUUCAGUGACCGCAAACACGUCUUCCACUACCCUAAAGAAGAAACAUUCGAGGAAGAGGAGGAUGAGAAGGAAGAGGAGACGGAGGAAGAAGAGACAGAGGUGGAGGAUGAGGAUGAGGAAGCUGGUGCUGAGGAUGACCCACUAAUGGAGGCAGAGAGCCUGCAGUUCAGCUGUGAAGGAUCUUCAAACCCAUAUGAAGGAGAGGAGGAGGAGUGCAUGCUGUUAGCGCUAGAGGAGGAUGAAGAUCAGCUCCACGUAGACUUGCCUAAAGAAGUUGAGCAAAGUGGGCUGAGGAUGAGAAACAGACGGGAGACAUGAAAGAACUUUUCCUGCAUGUAGAAUAGUCACAGUUGUGCCCUUCUAGAUUCCUGUUUAAACCAUAAAACCCAAACUACACUGUAACUAAAUAUGGCUGUCAAAAAAAAAAAAAAGAAAUUUCAAUAUUUUACUCCAAAGAUUUAUUUUCCAUUCCUUUCUGGUUAUUAAAGAGUGGAUUUGGCACAAAGUACAGAAGAAAGUGUCUAAAAGCUUUGAAAUGAUGAGAACCAUUCAACAGAGAAACAGCUGUCAUCACCUUCAGACUACAGCUGCUGCUCGUCUGCAUCAAAACAAGUCGCUCUAGGUUGUUUGGACAUCUGAGCAGUCUCAGUGAAAGGAGACAUCAGGACUGACCCAGAACUGGUUGAAAGCAUGAAACAUUCUCUCUAGCCAAGGAACACACUAGGAUCCCCCAGAAGAAGCAGCAGAGUGUUAGUGACAGGGAUGUCUGGUCUUCCCUCUUGGACCUCUGCAACCUACCUUUGCAUGAGCAGAACAUGGAUUAAACAUGUUAAAACUG